CUAGGCCCCAGGCGUCCCGGCGGGCUGGGGAGGGAGGCGCUGCCCUCCCGAGAGCCCCAGGGUUCCGGCCUCCGCCGCCGCCUGGGGCUCUCGGGACCGCGGCCUCCUCCCCGCCGUGGAACCCGGGGCCCGGCCUUCCCGCGGCUCGGGAGCGGGAGGCGCGGGAGAGUGCGCCGGGCCCGGGAGCGGGAGGUGGGCGGGCUGCGCGGGACCGAAGCCGCGGCUCUUCGCUCGCCCCCUCGGCCCUUCCCGGCUCUCGUCCGCGGGCGGGCGGCGCGGCGGGGCCGGGCUGGGGCGCAGGAGCCGCUGUCUCCUGCGGGAGAGGAGGCUGGCUCUUUGGGCGACCUCCGAAGCUUCCCUCCUGUCGGGGUGGCGUGGGCUUGUUACCCAGUAGAACUUCAUGGAGGAACACGGAGUGACCCAAACUGAACAUAUGGCUACCAUAGAAGCACACGCAGUGGCCCAGCAAGUGCAGCAGGUCCAUGUGGCUACCUACACUGAGCACAGUAUGCUGAGUGCUGAUGAAGACUCGCCUUCUUCUCCUGAGGACACCUCUUACGAUGACUCAGAUAUACUCAACUCCACAGCAGCUGAUGAGGUAACAGCUCAUCUGGCUGCUGCAGGUCCUGUAGGAAUGGCCGCUGCUGCUGCUGUGGCAACAGGAAAGAAGCGGAAACGGCCUCAUGUAUUUGAGUCUAAUCCAUCUAUCCGGAAGAGGCAACAAACACGUUUGCUUCGGAAACUUCGAGCUACAUUGGAUGAAUAUACUACUCGCGUGGGACAGCAAGCUAUUGUCCUCUGUAUCUCACCCUCCAAACCCAACCCUGUCUUUAAAGUGUUUGGUGCAGCACCUUUGGAGAAUGUGGUGCGUAAGUACAAGAGCAUGAUCCUGGAAGACCUGGAGUCUGCUCUGGCAGAACACGCCCCUGCGCCACAGGAGGUUAACUCAGAACUGCCGCCUCUCACCAUCGACGGAAUUCCAGUCUCUGUGGACAAAAUGACCCAGGCUCAGCUUCGGGCAUUUAUCCCAGAGAUGCUCAAGUACUCCACAGGUCGGGGAAAACCAGGCUGGGGGAAAGAAAGCUGCAAGCCUAUCUGGUGGCCUGAAGAUAUCCCCUGGGCAAAUGUCCGGAGUGAUGUUCGCACAGAAGAGCAAAAGCAGAGGGUUUCAUGGACCCAGGCACUACGGACCAUAGUUAAAAACUGUUAUAAACAGCAUGGGCGGGAAGACCUUUUGUAUGCCUUUGAAGACCAGCAAACACAAACACAGGCCACAGCCACACACAGUAUAGCUCAUCUUGUACCAUCCCAGACCGUAGUCCAGACCUUUAGUAACCCUGAUGGCACUGUCUCGCUUAUCCAGGUUGGUACAGGGGCAACAGUAGCCACAUUGGCUGAUGCUUCAGAAUUGCCAACCACAGUCACUGUUGCCCAAGUGAAUUAUUCUGCCGUGGCUGAUGGAGAGGUGGAACAAAAUUGGGCCACGUUACAGGGAGGUGAGAUGACCAUCCAGACGACGCAAGCAUCAGAGGCCACCCAGGCAGUGGCAUCGUUGGCAGAGGCCGCAGUGGCAGCUUCUCAGGAGAUGCAGCAGGGAGCUACGGUCACCAUGGCGCUUAACAGCGAAGCUGCCGCCCAUGCUGUCGCCACCCUGGCUGAGGCCACCUUACAAGGUGGGGGACAGAUCGUCUUGUCUGGGGAAACCGCAGCAGCCGUCGGAGCACUUACUGGAGUCCAAGAUGCUAAUGGCCUGGUCCAGAUCCCUGUGAGCAUGUACCAGACUGUGGUGACCAGCCUCGCCCAGGGCAACGGACCAGUGCAGGUGGCCAUGGCCCCUGUGACCACCAGGAUAUCAGACAGCGCAGUCACCAUGGACGGCCAAGCUGUGGAGGUGGUGACGUUGGAACAGUGACAUACAGCCAUAUUAUGGCAUCGUUUUGUAGUCUACUUCAAGAUUUUUUACACGUUUGCAGAGGUGCAAUCAAAUGGAAUUAAGUCUCUCGACUUUGGAAGAAAAGUUUUGUUAACCUUUUUUUUUUAAAAGGAAGAAAGGCAGCAGAUUUUGGAAUUGCAUUUUUUAAAGCACCACUCUUGAUUUUCUGGGAUUGGUGGAGUAAGAAACUGCGUUGUCAAUUUCACUGUCCCAAAAAAGCCAAAUUGUGGCAGGACUUCUUUCUGCAGAAAUGUGUGUGUAUACUUAUGUGUGUGUAUGUGUGAGUGUGAAUAUAUGUAUAUGUGUACAUAUGGACAUACACAUUUACAUAUAUGUAAAGUAUAUAUAUAUAUACAUAUAUAUAUAUAUAUAUAUAUAUAUAUGUAUGAAACCCGCAUGGAAUUAUCUGUAUGAAAUCAAGGUGAGCUGUGGAAACAAUAAUUCACCCAGUUUAGUGGGUGGUUGGGUACGUGGCCAGACACAGUCUCCCAGUUUUUGUUCAUACCAGGGUCAUGCGUUGAGCUACUGACAAACUCAGGCGGAGGUGACCAUGCCCUUCACCAAAGCUGCCUCCCAGUGGCCACCCAGAACUCUCUCGGCUGGACUCACCUGAGGAAGGAGUUCCGGCAUGGCAUGGGUCAGAGAUGCGCUUGCAAGGUCCAGGGGCUGCAUGGUCUGCCAGCUGAGACGCUCCUCGGGCUGGCCCAGGUGCUGACCUUGCCACAGGCAGAUGAAUGUCUUGAAAGCUCCUGGGCCUGGGACAAGAGGGUUUUCCUCAGCCUCCCAUCUCCUCUCCUUCCCAGGUAUCCUUCUUGAUCUCAUGACUAUUAAAAUGUUCCUCUGGUUUUAAGGUCAGUCCUGAAUUGGUCGUAUAUAUGAACUGAAGGUAACAAGUAUUAAGGGUUUGAGGAGUGCGUGCGUGUAAGUGUGCUUGUGUGUGUGUAUGCGUGCGUGCAUGGUGGCGGAGAGGAUGGGAAGGGGGUGGGAGGGGUUGGAAGGGAAAGGAAGGAAAGCAGAAUCUUCCUAAACCAGGAUACACCUAUGGGAGCAGUUUUCUCUAGCUGUCUGUAGCUUCACAGAGGAGGCGCUGGAGCUAACAGGAGGGGACACCUGGUCUACAGCCACAGCACCCUAAAUGCCCCUGAUCUUGUGUGAUCUUGGAAGCAGGGUUGGGCCUGGCAGUACGAGGAAGGGAAGAAGGGACACCUGGCUCGUGGAAGGCUGGCCAUCACAAUAGGGUGUGUUAGAAAACAGCUGAGGGCGUUUGCUGUGUUCCCGAAUCAGGCCCUGCUUCUGAAGGGAGGCUCAUCUUCCUGGAUGCAGCUUGGUGGCCCAGGCUGGGAACAGCUUUCCUCCUCGGAGGUGUCUGGGUGUUCUUGGGAACCGUUAACUCUUUCUCAGCUGCAAGCCCUGAGUCUCCAGUGGCUGAAUUCACCUGACUUUUCGACAGGCCAAAUCUCUGCUCUUUGAGUACAGGGACAGCUCCUCCUCCCUCCUCCCAGCUCUCCCCAUGUGUGUGAUCGUGUAUUUAAUGUUUUUUAAAUGCGACAUUAAAAGAUUCUUCACGUCUUGCUCAACCUUUGAGAAAAGUUUCAGAUUCUUGUAUUUGCUUGUUUUAUAUAAAACUAAUGUUCUUUAUAUGUUCUUUUCUGUACGUAAUGGGGGGAGGGGUGGGAAAUUUACAUAUAAAUAGUCCUAGUUCUACAAUUUGUUAUUUUUUUAAUUAUUAUUUUUUAUCGUCAUUGUGAAGUUGUCCAGGGACUUUAAAGUCCGUGUUCCUUUGUGGUGAAAUAACCUCCAAAUAGUUUGAGAAGUUGCCAAGAAGAAAAAAGCAAAACCCCAGUAGCAAAGCAUGGAUUCUGUGUUGUUUUCCAUUCUGUCUUUGACUGCCUCAUUCAAUAAAUAGUUAAAAAUGUGGCAACAGGAA
Messenger RNA from Saimiri boliviensis boliviensis (Bolivian squirrel monkey), 3860 nucleotides. NCBI's taxonomy places the organism in Eukaryota, Metazoa, Chordata, Mammalia, Primates, Cebidae. The record is from RefSeq and is a predicted model, not a curated record.